UCCUCACUGCAUGUGAGCACGCAGCAGCGCAGACACACGACAGACAGGCAGGCAGGCGGAGCACCAUCACCACCACAGGGGCAACAAAGGGACGCACGGUUCAUCCGAGGCAUCAAAUGAAUAAAUGAUUCAUUGAGACAAGUUCAAUUUGCACACACACGUACGUUUGAUUUCAUCUGUCCUCACCUCAAAGGUUGUAAUAGCACUGCACAGUCAUGGAGCUGGAGCACUUUGAUGAGCGGGACAAGGCUCUGCGGUACACCCGGAGGGGCUCGAGAGGGAAUGGGCUCCCCAGUCCCACUCACAGUGCUCACUGCAGCCUGUACAGGACCAAGACACUGGCAGCACUGAGCUCAGAGAAGAAGGCCAAGAAGGUCCGUUUCUACCGCAAUGGGGACCGCUACUUCAAUGGGAUUGUUUAUGCCAUUUCUCAGGAGAGAUUUCGGUCCCUAGAAGCACUCCUGGCUGACCUCACAAGAUCUCUGUCAGAUAAUGUCAACCUGCCCCUAGGGGUGCGGACCAUAUAUACCAUUGAUGGGAUGACGAAGAUCACCAGCAUGGACCAGCUGGUGGAAGGAGAAAGCUACGUUUGUGCUUCCAUAGAGCCCUACAAGAAGCUUGAAUACACAAAGAAUGUAAAUCCCAACUGGUCAGUUGGUCCUAGGACUGCUGUGGCCGUCCGUGACCCUUCCUCCCUGGGUAGUGCCAAGGCUGGAUUCCAAGAAAAUAGAGAGGGCAAAGACUUCAUCAGGCCUAAACUGGUAACCAUUGUCCGCAGUGGAGUGAAGCCUCGCAAAGCUGUUCGGGUCCUGCUAAACAAGAAGACUGCACACUCGUUUGAGCAAGUCAUGACUGACAUCACAGACGCCAUUAAACUGGACUCUGGAGCCGUCAAAAGGCUAUUUACUGUUGACGGCAAGAUGGUUGCCUGCCUUCAGGACUUUUUCGGGGAAGACGAUAUAUUCUUUGCUUGUGGCCCCGAGAAGUUCCGCUAUCAAGAUGAUUUCAACCUGGAUGAAAGUGAAUGCAGGGUGGCAAAGUCUGCAUCAUAUGGCCGACUCCCCUCCAUCCAGGGUCGCUCUUCCCCAAGAAGUGGAGGGUUGUCCCGCAGGAGCAAGUCUCCUUCAUCCACCGGUUCAGCUAACGGUACUGCAGGCAGUCAGCUGUCCACACCUCGAUCUGGAAAGUCUCCAAGCCCCUCUCCAACUAGUCCAGCCAGCCUCCGGAGACGACGGGGAUCUCAACACAGUGGCUCUUCACUCUCUUUAGCUUCUACCAAGGUUUGCAGCUCAAUGGAUGAUGGAGAUGGGCCUGGCAGUGAAGCUGAGCCAAUUGAUGACUUCUCUUCAGUCCCUGCCUCCAUGACAGAGAGGUACAAAGUGGGCAGAACUUUAGGAGACGGAAACUUUGCUGUGGUCCGGGAGUGUGUGGAGAAAUCCACUGGAAGAGAGUACGCUCUUAAGGUCAUCAGCAAAGACAAAUGCAGGGGAAAGGAGCACAUGAUCCAGAGUGAAGUGUCGAUCCUUCGGCGUGUGAAACAUCCCAAUAUCGUACUUUUGAUUGAAGAGAUGGACACCCACAGUGAGCUCUAUCUUGUAAUGGAGUUGGUUAAGGGAGGUGAUCUCUUUGAUGCAAUCACCUCCUCUAACAAAUACACAGAAAGAGAUGCCAGCUGUAUGCUGUUCAAUCUGGCCAGUGCCAUCAAGUACCUGCAUGGUCUCAAUAUUGUCCACAGAGACAUAAAACCGGAAAACCUGUUGGUCUUCGAGCACCAUGACGGUAGUAAAUCACUGAAACUAGGCGACUUCGGUUUGGCUACCGUCGUCAACGGGCCUCUCUAUACUAUGUGUGGCACACCCACCUAUGUAGCACCAGAAAUCGUCGCUGAGACGGGAUAUGGCCUCAAGGUUGACAUUUGGGCAGCUGGUGUCAUCACUUACAUCCUGCUGUGUGGAUUUCCUCCGUUCCGUGGCAGUGGCAAAGAUCAGGAGGCUCUCUUUGAACAGAUUCUGAGGGGCCAGCUGGAUUUCCCUUCAGCAUACUGGGACAAUGUAUCCGACACUGCCAAGGCUCUGAUCACUGGGAUGCUGCAGGUGGAGGUGGAUCAGAGAUACACUGCUGUACAGAUGCUCGAUCACCCCUGGGUCAAUGAUGAUGGUGUGUCAGAGAAUGAGCAUCAGCUGCCUGUGGCUGGGAAGAUCAAGAAGCACUUCAACACCAGACCAAAGCUCAACAGCACCGCAGCAGGAGUGUCAGUCAUUACAACCACGCCACUUGAUAAGGAGAAGCAAGUUUUCCGACGAAGACGCCACCAGGAUGUGAAGUCCUCUCCCCACUUCCCACAUAGCACUGGUGCCUCCCACACCGCCACCCGCAGCCUCUCCCCCGCUGACUUCACCUCUGAGUCUGAAGACUUCUCCCCUGGUUCAGCUGACACAGUCCGUUCUCCCAUCUCUCCGUUCUAACAGCCUUCCCAAGGCCACAGCACUGUCCACUCCUCCACGGAGAAGUGAGAGAGGGUGGAGUGCAAACCGGAAAAACAUUGGGUUCAGUCUGCUGAUUUGGACGUUCACAGACUCCAUAUUUAUCUGUACCAUUUUAUUAUUCCUUGUCAUAGUACUUUUAUUUUAAUUGCAAAAUACACUGGUCUCUGGUUUGAAGGAUACACCUUUUAAGAGCAUGCGACAAUUUGUCAUAUAUUUACAUUUUCUUUUGAAAAACCCAACAAACAGUUUAAGCCUUAUUUCUACACAGCAAGCCCUGGUUCAUUGUAGUAAUGUAGAGCCCUCUACUGGUGUAUGUAGUGUACUGCAGGAAGGACCGCCAGCUUCAUCAAGCCCCUUUUAUAGGUUUAAACACAAAUUGAAACCAUAGCCUCUAAAUCUUAAAUUUGAUAUGUUUGACUUAAACACAGAUACUUGAUUAAUAAUAACCCCCUCAUUACAAAAUUAACAGUCAUUUGUCUAACAUCCACUAAACAUUAGUUUGCUGUGGUAUUUAAGGUUCUGGUGCAUAAACCUUAGACACGAUUUAAGAUAAUUUAAGAACCUGAAAAGAAAUGCUGCUAUUUAUUUUAUUUUUUUUUUUUGUGUAGGAGAAAUAUGGCUCUGCCACUCAGGAGCUCGCCUCUCAGAGAAUCCAGGGCUCUAAUGUUUGAGAGUUGGCGGUCGGAGCUCGUCCGUGUGCUUGAGGACAAUUAUUUAAGCAGUAGUCUAGUUACACGUCUGUGAGAGUGCAGGUGGUGUUGCAGAUGAAUCUCUGUUGGUAAUAAGUGCAUGUAUAAAACUUUGCCUUGGCACAAGUGUGUGUCAGUGCAAUGGGGUUCACAGCAUCAAAGUUCUCCUCCACAACGCUGGAAUAAGUGAGAAUGGAUCUGUUGCUGGUUUUAAUGGUGGCAAACUAACUUGGCUCAUUAUCAGAGGGGGGGCAUUAGUCAAUUGUGCAACAUUGACUAUAUUUUUUUUUCACAUAGAGAUGAGAAACAGGUGAAACAGCAGUGCUUCCAGUAAAAAUUGAUUUUAAUAUUGUUUCAUUCAGCCAGUACUUUUAUUUUUUUAAAUAAUUAUAUUAAACAUGACUAAGUCUGACUCACAGGACUUUAUGUACUGUACGUCCUCUGACCACUUCAUACAUUGGUCCAUCAAAUAUUCAUAGAUGUGAAUGUCCUCCUCCUUUCAUCAGAGACUGUUACCUGCAUGUCUGCUAAUAUGCAUCCUAAAUAAGUUGUUCUGGUCUUUUACUAUUCGAUAUACGUCUGUCAGGUGUGAAACCACCUCUGUUGUCAUUGCACAUGCUGUCUUGGUGAAUGCAGUUCAGUUAAGGCAUACUAUAGUCACUCCACCGCUGAGUUAUACUUAAGAAUAUGUAUUUUAACAGAAAUGUAAUACCACACCACUGACUUCGUUGUUAAAGGGCUUUUAAGUUUUUGAUGUGAAGGGGUUGAACCAAAAAGCACAGUGAAACUGAGUUGUGAUCGCGAGUCUUUGGGAGUGUGUUUGCUUCAAAGAUGGAAUCAGUUUUUCUUCAUCUGAAAAACACAGUUUGAUAAUAUGGUUCUCAGAGACAAACAGGAAUGUCAAUGUUAACAGAUGGAGAAUGUGAAUGCUGUAUUAUAUCCCUCCAUAUUCCAUUAAUGUAUGAAUGUUAUUAAACCUAAAUGAGGCAAGACAAUAAUAAUACCCUUCUUUUCAGUUAAUAAGGGAAAGAAAUGUUAGGUUAAAAAAACAAAAACUUACGACUAUGUACUCUGCAAAGAAACUAAACCUGGAAAUAAAUUUAUUAAUCUGA
Messenger RNA from Scophthalmus maximus (turbot), 4287 nucleotides. Its product is annotated as serine/threonine-protein kinase DCLK1-like. Gene Ontology annotation, molecular function: ATP binding; protein kinase activity. Bases 216 to 2465 code for a protein of 749 amino acids. Gene Ontology annotation, biological process: protein phosphorylation; intracellular signal transduction. Lineage: Eukaryota; Metazoa; Chordata; Actinopteri; Pleuronectiformes; Scophthalmidae. The transcript has 16 exons. The record is from RefSeq and is a predicted model, not a curated record.